This is a messenger RNA of Dendrobium catenatum, 727 nucleotides long. RefSeq names its product phytohormone-binding protein CSBP. The transcript has 3 exons. Gene Ontology annotation, biological process: defense response. Bases 92 to 583 code for a protein of 163 amino acids. The record is from RefSeq and is a predicted model, not a curated record. NCBI's taxonomy places the organism in Eukaryota, Viridiplantae, Streptophyta, Magnoliopsida, Asparagales, Orchidaceae.
GGAGGAGGAGGUCAUUCUUUGCAUUCCGUGCAGCUUCUGAGCUUUCUUUUACUUUUGUUCUUCUUCUGCGUCCACAGUAACGGAUCCAGUAAUGGCGAGCAAAAUAGAGUUCCAAGCUCAGGCGGAUCAAGUUGAUAUCGAAGUUCUAUGGAAGGCAUUGACCAAAGACAAAUUUGAAGUGGCCAGAAAAGCUGCUCCUGAUCUAUUUGCAGAAUGGCAGGUACUUGAAAGUGAGGGCAAUGGUGGCAAUAUUGGCCUUGGCUCACUCCUGUAUUUUAGGUUUGGCCCUGUUGCACCUAACGUUGAACCCUUCAAGGAGAGGAUAGUAGAACUUGAUGAAGGCAAUCACCUCGUGAAGUUCCAGGGGUUAGAAGGAGGCUUUAUGAAGCUAGGGUUUACUUACUAUGUCCUGUCCUUGAAGCUUGAUCGUAUAGGAGAAGGCAAUACCAAGAUCAAUGCCACUUUCACUUACGAUUUGGAAAAGGACUUCGAUGGAACUCAAAUUUUGGAAGAAUUUACAAAAAUAGUAAAAGAUUAUCUAAACAGUGCUGUGAGUUUUCUGCAGCAGAAAAAUAAUGUCUGAUCGAAAAUAUCAGUAUUAUUUGGCAUGUACUAUGAAUGUUUAUUGAUUGUACUGUGUGGUCUAAGAAUAUCUAAAGAUGUUAAGAGCUUCGAUUUGAUUAUGUUCUCUUUGUAAGUUUCUGUUUUAAUGAUGAAUGUUUGCUAA